Mus pahari (shrew mouse) is the source of this 654-nucleotide messenger RNA. RefSeq names its product chromosome 3 C20orf173 homolog (gene C3H20orf173). Gene Ontology annotation, molecular function: beta-galactoside (CMP) alpha-2,3-sialyltransferase activity. The transcript is spliced from 5 exons. NCBI's taxonomy places the organism in Eukaryota, Metazoa, Chordata, Mammalia, Rodentia, Muridae. The coding region runs from base 70 to 654 and encodes 194 amino acids. The record is from RefSeq and is a predicted model, not a curated record.
CGGAAUGACAGCACCUGAGGUGGAGAAGCCAGUCUGUUGCCUGGCACAUGAGCCACUGUCUGGGCAGACAUGGAGCACUGCUGGGUCUUCUGGGGGCUUGCCUUGUGGAUGAUUGCUCCUUGCCUGGACCUGACACAUGAAUUGGCACCCCAGCAGGAAUGGACGUACAUGGUACCACAGCAAUGUAACUGGUACUGCUUCAAAUUUGGAGAGCAUGGCUGCCCUUCAAAAAGCCCCAACUGUUCCACCUGCCACCAUACAGCUGGAGAAGCAUGCUAUGAGAAGACCACAGGCUACUGGAGGACAAAAGCUCUCUGGUGGCUGGGCAUGAACUCAGUGAACGAGCAUGGAACAGUGUGGAAGAAGCCAUCCGAAGUGACUCCCAAUUCCUUCCUGCACCAUUUUGAUUUCCACUGUGUCUCCUGUGCCAUGCUGGGGAAUUCUGGCCUCAGCAAUAUCAACCAAUUAUUCUACAUGGCUUUCAGGAUGAAUCAGGCCUCCAGCCACAGCUCUGAGGCAGAGAUGAGGAGCCAAAUGGCAGGACCCUUCAUCUGUCCCAGGAACGCCAGUCACCAGCGUUCCUGGGGGCAGCACUGGUUACUGCAGCUUGCUGAUCUGGUGCCCCAAGUGACACGAUUUUGGAAGAUGGUCUGA